GGAGGAGUCCACAUCAUCAGACCUGGGACUUCUGUUUUUUUUUCCUUAAAACUACCUGUGAUUGAUCUUUUGCUGUUGUCGCUCUUUGACACUGGAACAGCCUCCUGCAAAUUCUCAUAGCAGCCAAAUCAGAGGUCCAUGAUGACAGCAGCCCUCCUGUGUUUCCUCCUGGCUGGUCCAGUGUUGCUCGUUGCUGGCAGCCCAGUUCAUGACUCCAACAAUGGGACCAUACCACUGGUGCUGUGGCAUGGGAUGGGUGACAGCUGUUGUAACCCUCUCAGCAUGGGAGCGAUAAAGAAAAUGAUCGAGGAGGACAUCCCUGGCAUUUACGUGCUCUCACUGAUGAUUGGGAAAAACGUCAUUGAGGACACAGAAAAUGGGUUUUUCAUGGAUGUGAAUGAGCAGGUGUCCAUGGUGUGCACUCAGCUGGCUCAGGACCCCAAGUUGAAGGGAGGAUACAAUGCUAUGGGCUUCUCCCAGGGGGCGCAGUUUCUGAGAGCUGUGGCUCAGCGCUGUCCCUCUCCACCAAUGAAAAACCUGAUCUCCAUCGGUGGUCAGCACCAAGGAGUGUACGGGCUGCCCAGGUGUCCUGGAGAGAGUUCUCAUAUCUGUGACAUGAUCCGUAAAGCUCUGAACAGUGGAGCUUACUCUGACCUGGUUCAGAAACACCUGGUGCAGGCGCAGUACUGGCACGACCCCUUAAAUGACGACCUGUACAAGAAGCACAGCCUGUUCUUGGCCGACAUCAAUCAGGAACGGGGUGUAAAUGAGACUUAUAAGAAGAACCUUCAGCGGCUGGACAAGUUCGUCAUGGUCAAGUUCCUGCAGGACACCGUGGUGGAUCCUGUUGAUACUGAGUGGUUCGGCUUCCUGAAAACUGGCCAGGCCAAAGAGACAGAGACUCUACAGGAGAGCGUUAUCUACAAAGAGGAUCGUCUGGGCCUGGCAGCGAUGGACAAGGCUAAAAAGCUGGUUUUCCUGGCAACUGAGGGAGACCACCUCCAGUUCACCAGAGAAUGGUUCGACAAAAACCUGCUGCCUUAUUUACACUAAAAAAAUAAAAAUUAAAAAAAAAAAAAUCAACAAAAGUUUUAAUGCUGAUGGAAUCCAGUUAGUCAAUCUGGAGUAGAAUGUGGUUUCAGGCUGCAGUAACUGAAAUGGCAUUUUCGUUUUUUUUUUUUUUUUUUCAACAGCAAUAAAAUGCAGGCUAAGGCUAAACUGAAGCUUAACAACAGAAGCACAUAAUUCAUUCCUUUUGCACUGAUCACUUGCAGCAUGUUGAUGUGGUUUUCUGAUGCCAUAAAUUUUAGCAGCUAAUUUGUGUUGGUGUACUACUAGUUAGCAACACUAGACUCUCGAAUUUCACUGUGAGCUCGUCCGAAAAGGUCAAAUUGUGCGUUUUUUGUUAAAGAAAGUCUUGUUUUAACAGCCUAAUGUACAUAAUCUAACUGAAAUUAUGCAUUUGUCCGCAUUACAUGUUAAAUCCAAUAAAGAGAGACCAACGUA
Molecule: messenger RNA, 1506 nt
Organism: Toxotes jaculatrix (banded archerfish)
Lineage: Eukaryota; Metazoa; Chordata; Actinopteri; Toxotidae
Gene: ppt1
Product: palmitoyl-protein thioesterase 1 (ceroid-lipofuscinosis, neuronal 1, infantile)
Exons: 10
Coding region: 139-1053 (304 amino acids)
Biological process (GO): receptor-mediated endocytosis; protein depalmitoylation
Cellular component (GO): lysosome
Molecular function (GO): palmitoyl-(protein) hydrolase activity
Source: RefSeq, a predicted model, not a curated record